UGCCGUCUGAGGUGCUAUCGGAAUGCGUCCGCCGACACCCAGCAGUGACACGACGGUAAAAAAACAGGAUUUACUCACGCCUUUCGUGGCUGUGUAGAGCGUGGUCCAAGGCUUGUGCGGCAUCCGCUGCCCGAAAAUUCCGCUGUACCAAUCCACAAAAGCGAGUAUGACGUCACGCNGUUGUCCUCGACGGGGGGGCCUUUCGACGCUGCGGUUGACGAACAAUUGCGCGAACAGCACGGACAGGCCGAUUACCCCCGUACAGCUUGCUCUUGUGCUGUUUUUGGAUGGGGACACGCUGAGNACUUGAAAAACUUUCCACAUACCAGCCGAUUACCCGCGUACAGCUUGCUCUUGUGCUGUUCUUGGAUGGGGACACGCUGAGCGACGAAGUUCUUCCGUGCUGGCUCGUCAGGCCCCAAGUCGAGGAAGCGCUUUCGUUCUGCCGUGAGGAGAUCGAGCCGGUAGUCGCUGUUCCCUGGGUCGGCAAACUUUGAAGCACACGAACCACGGCAGCAUGCCACGUUCAGGACAGCCUCGAGGUCUUUCGCUUUGGCGUGCCGACNUUCUUUUUGGCUGGCUGUGGAGAAUCUGCUGCAGGUUGAGCAGAGGGCAGUGAAGACACUCCUCGACCAGACUGAGGUGGACGUACGUCGAUGUUGGUAGCCUCCCGAGCGACCGGCCCGGCGCCGAACAAGAACUCGAGCGCCCCUGGGGCGAACGACAUCGUCUGGGUGACGAUGGCAGCAGCCAACCACAGCCAACGCCGCAUGGCUCUGCUGG
This is a messenger RNA of Ectocarpus sp. CCAP 1310/34, 783 nucleotides long. The record is from the annotation of a GenBank genome assembly. NCBI's taxonomy places the organism in Eukaryota, Phaeophyceae, Ectocarpales, Ectocarpaceae.